CUGGAAUUGACGGGCAUGGAUCUUCCACCCAGGAGGUCCCCCUGGCAUUGACUGACAUAGAUGGUGAGACUACUGUUGGGCUCGCUUUUCCUGGGCCAGUGUCCAUCAGCCAGGUGUUCAGCCCUUGGUGUGCUGAAGCUCCAGCCCUUCGUGGUGCCCUGGUCUCCUGCACUGAGCUGUGUGAGCUCUUCUGCCAAGGGGGUCCUCCUGGCAUUGACCAACAUAGAUGGUGAGCCUGGAGGAAGACUUGCAUUGGGCCCAAUGGCCCUGGGCCAGUGUCUGUCAGCCAGGUUCCCAGCCCCCGAUGUGCUGAAGCUCAGGCCUUUCCUGGCACCCUGGUCUCCUGCACUGAGCUGUGUGAGCUCUUCCAAGCAGGCAGGCUCCCUGGCAUUGACCGACAUAGUGAGUUCUGCCACCCAGGACAUCCCCCUGGCAUUGACUGGCAUAGUGAGCUUUUCCACCCAGGUGGGCCCCCUGGCAUUGACCGACAUAGAUGAUGAGACUGGAGGAAGACUUCCAUUGGGCCCACUUUUCCUGGGCCAGUGUCCGUCAGCCAGGUGCUCAGCCCCUGGUGUACUGAAGCUCCAGCCUUUCCUGACGCCCCAGUGUCCUGCACUAAGCUGUGUGAGCUCUACCACCCAGGAAGGCCCCUUGGCAUUGACUGGCAUAGAUAGUGAGACUGGAGGAAGCCUUGCAUUGGGCCUGCUGUUCCUGGGCCAGUGGCCACCAGCCUGGUGCCCAGCCCCUGAUGUGUUGAAGCUGAGGCCCUUCCUCGCACCCUGGUCUCCUGCACUGAGCUAUGUGAGCUCUUCUGCCCAGGUGGGGCCCAUGGCCUUACGUGACGUAGGAGCACGCAUUUCCUGAAGCCCUGCAGAGGUGAUGGUGGUCCAGGCAGGAAAGGGUUCCUUCAGCCCAACAUAGAGCAGCUCCCAGCUGAAACUCGAUAGGCUGGUCAGGCCUCGAGGACUGUCCAGGUCACAUGAGGCUGCUUCUGAGCCACGGAAUCACCUCCAGGGUGGCAGGGUCUUGAUCCCAAGGAAAGGAGAGGACACCAUGUGGUUUCCGAUUGACCAAGUGUGGCCUGGCUCUGUGUGUGGGAGGUGUAGGGCAAGAUGAGGACCCACCAGAGAAAGCACAUGGCUCUGGAGGCCCCCAGGCUUUGAUUUCUGAUGCUGAGCCUGGAGGAAGACUUGUGUUGGGCCCCCACAGGCCCCAGGCCAGUGUCCA
Messenger RNA from Symphalangus syndactylus (siamang), 1227 nucleotides. RefSeq lists its product as uncharacterized. The record is from RefSeq and is a predicted model, not a curated record. Lineage: Eukaryota; Metazoa; Chordata; Mammalia; Primates; Hylobatidae.